This is a messenger RNA of Eurytemora carolleeae, 5654 nucleotides long. RefSeq names its product WD repeat-containing protein 19 (gene Oseg6). Gene Ontology annotation, biological process: cilium assembly; intracellular protein transport; intraciliary retrograde transport. Gene Ontology annotation, molecular function: protein binding. Gene Ontology annotation, cellular component: cilium; intraciliary transport particle A. The transcript has 39 exons. NCBI's taxonomy places the organism in Eukaryota, Metazoa, Arthropoda, Copepoda, Calanoida, Temoridae. Bases 127 to 4230 code for a protein of 1367 amino acids. The record is from RefSeq and is a predicted model, not a curated record.
UUAAAGGAAUUACAAGAAACGGAAAAGAACUGAAACAACCAGAAAAUCUAAAAAAAAGCUAAGAAAAUCCAAAGAAAAAUAUUGGUCCUCCAAAAAAUUUAGAAAAGGCGGAGGUCUUAAAUAAGUAUGAGCACUAAGCGUGUGUUCAGUAUACAAAGUCCGCAUGGUCCAGGGGGAGUAUUCUUUGCCUGGCAAAGAACAAGUGGAGGAUACCUGGCCACUACAGGCUAUGACCAGGUGAUAAAUAUAUACAACCGGCAUGCAGAUGUUGUUGAGAAACUUAGACUUCCUGGCAUGUGUUCAUGCUUUGGAUGGGACAAGGAUGGUGAUCUGUUGGCUGUUAUAACAGAUAAAUCUGCAAAUCUAUUAAUCUGGGAUGCUAAUACUGCCAGGAGCCAAUGGUUGGAUACAGGGAUUAGAGACCCAUUGAACGUCCUGAUCUGGUCAAAAACAGGACCAACCCUAGCGAUCGGGAGCUAUCGAGGGAAUUUAAUGAUAUAUAAUCAUAAAACUGCUAAACGAGUUCCAGUAAUAGGAAAGCACAGUAAGGCUAUAACAUGUGGUGCCUGGAGUUCAGGAAACCUGUUAGCUCUAGGUUCAGAGGAUAGAACACUUUCAAUAUCUAACUUGGAUGGAGAUACUGUCAGGAUGGCUACCCUGCGAGCUGAACCUGCGGAUAUACAGUUCUGUGAGAUGAAACAGGACGAAAGGAGUAACACGGAGAAUACUGUUAGUUUGAUUGUUGGUGGAAAGACUCUUUAUCUGUUCAAUAUGUUUGACCCUGAGAACCCCAUAGAGCUGGCCUUCCAGUCCAGAUACGGGAAUAUCAUCUCGUACAAGUGGUUCGGAGAUGGGUAUAUACUUAUUGGCUUCUCUGCUGGAUAUUUUGUGGUGAUAUCCACCCACAUGAAGGAGAUUGGACAAGAGUUGUUCCAGUCUAAAAAUCACAGGGAGAGCUUGACUGGAAUAUCCAUCAGUACUGCAAUAGGGAAAGCAGCAUCGUGUGGUGAUAACAUGAUCAAGAUCCAUGAACUGAAUGAUCUGAAGGAGACGAGUAAUGUGAUCACACUGGACGAUGAACGAGGCCUGGAUCACAUGGAUUGGUCCGAAGACGGUCAACUUCUAGCGGUAUCGACCUCCAAGGGUAACCUGCAUGUUUACCUAUCUAAGCUGCCCCUACUGGGAUCAUCCUGUCAGACUAGGGUGGCCUACCUGACCUCCCUCCUCGAGGUGACCGUCACCAACGCCGUGGAGAAUAUGGGGAGUAUAGUUGUUGGGGCCGAUAUAGAACCUGCUUUUCUAGCUCUAGGACCUUUCCAUCUAGCACUUGGGAUGAAUAAUAGGGCCUGGUUCUACCUACUGGGGGAAGCUAACGUAGAUCUGAUGCGUGACCGUGAAUAUCUAGGGACUGUUCAGGAUAUUCAGCUCAAUGCUGAUUAUUGUGCUGUCAGGUAUGAUGGUAAGAUCCAGCUCCAUGUUCUUGAAUCUGAAGGAUUAGUAUCGGAGGAACGUGAAUCUAAGAUAUUCCCGGAGGCGGGGAGAACUGACGUGAUCAGCUGUAUGGCGCUUACCCCCGACUUCUUGAUCUGGGGAACAGAUAUGGGAGGGUUAAACUACUUCUAUAUAGAAGACUGGGCAGUUAUCACGGAGUUUAAACAUAUUACAGGUAUCAAGAGUAUAUCUGCUGAACCAAGUGGGACCAAGAUUGCCUUCUUGGAUGCCAAGAACCAGGGAUACAUAUAUACUCCUGUUACAGGGGCAAUCCUUCUUCUCAGAGAGGUCCCUUCAAGUACGAAGCUGAUAUUAUGGGAUCAGAGUCCGCUUGAUAAAGAUGUUUUGGUCGCAUAUGACGGGGAAGCUCUUCAUACAUUAAUCCUGGACUUGGAUAAUGUUUCAGGAUCAACCACUACAUCCCUAGGUAUGACCCGUGUCCCCCUGGGUCAGUAUCCUGUUCUACUGUAUAGUGGAGAGAUGUCUUUACAGACACAGUCAGGGAAACUUGUCAAGCUAACACUCUCAUCUCAUGAUAUCAGUGGAAAGAUAACUGAACUGAAAGCUGGAGACCUUAAAGAUCUUCUGAAUAAGAACCUGAAGCUGGGUAGAUUAAACAAUAGCUGGGCAAUCUGUCAACUUCUAAACGAUGACCAGGAUUGGGAUGUUCUUGCUCGAGUUGCUCUAGAGAAGCUUGAGGUUGAUUUUGCGACCAGAGUGUACAGGCAUAUCAAGAAUAUAUCCAUGGUCUGGAGUCUAGAGGAACUUAAAGGACUAGAGGACAAAAAUCUACUCUCGGGACAUAUUUCUUUAAUGCUAGGAGACUAUGCACAGGCUCAGAACCUGUUUCUCCAGUCUAGCAGCCCUGUUGAAGCUUUGCACAUGCGCAGAGAUCUUCUGCAAUGGGACCAGGCGCUUACUUUGGCGGACAGGUUGGCGCCAGGAGAAACACCUCUAAUCAGUCGGGAGUAUGGUCAGCAGCUAGAGUUUACAGGAGACUAUCCUAGCUCAUUAGCUCACUAUGAGAGAGGACUACUACUCAAGAGUAAGGGAGGCGAUGAGGGGGAGGAGCUAGAAGAGCACAAAGCCGCCUGUAGAGCUGGUAUUGCCAGGAUGGCUUUACGAUGCGGAGAUGUUAGAAAAGGGUUGACAAUGUGUCAGGAGGCUAAAUCUCGACAGCUUAAUAGGGAGUGUGCUGAGAUACUGGAGAGUAUGAAACAGUUGGGAGAAGCUGCUCAAUUAUAUGAAUCCUCUCAAUAUUAUGAUAAGGCUGCCCACCUGUACAUAAAGAUGAAGAACUGGACCAAGAUUGGACAGAUCCUGCCCAACAUAUCCUCGUCUAAGAUCCAGCAGCAGUUUGCCAGGGCCAAGGAAGCUGAUGGGAAGUAUAAAGAGGCUGUUGUAGCAUACGAGGCCGCCAGGGAUUAUGAUAGCGCUGUGCGUCUACUGCUGGAUAAACUCAAUGAUCCUGAGAAUGCUGUUAGAAUUGUCAAGCAAACUAAAAGUACUGAGGGAGCAAAGAUGGUUGCCAAGUUUUUCCAGAAAUUAAACGAUUUUUCCUCCGCCAUUCAGUUCCUUGUCCUAAGUAGAUGUGUAGAUGAAGCUUUCCAGUUAGCUCAGCAAAACGCAAAGAUGGAUCUGUUUGCUGAUAUUGUUGGAGACGGAGCUUCGCCAGAGGAUUAUCACAGUAUUGCUGUGUACUUUGAAGGAGAAAGAAACCAUCUUCAGUCUGGAAGAUUCUACUACAGAGCAGGCGAACAUUCUAAGGCGUUACGUCAUCUUCUGAAAGUUGCUGCAUCUACUAAUGAUGACUCGGAGGCGUUAAAUCUCGCUAUAGAGGUGGUUGGGAGCUCAGGACAAGCUCAUCUAGCUCGUCAGCUCAUUGAGUUCCUCAUGGGAGAAACAGAUGGAGUACCCAAAGAUGCUAAAUACCUGUUUCGGUUGUACAUGGCUCGCAAACAGUACAAGGAAGCUGCUAAGACCGCUGUUAUUAUUGCACGCGAAGAACAGAGCGCGGGAAACUACAGAAAUGCGCACGAUGUACUCUUCAAUAUGUACCAGGAGCUUGUUAAGAACAGGAUCUCAGUUCCAUGGGAGAUGGCAAAUAAUCUGAUGAUUCUUCACAGCUACACCUUGGCCCGUCUACAUGUCAGGCGUGGGGACCAUCUGCGUGGUGCACGAAUGCUUCUACGUGUUGCAAACAACAUCAGUAAAUUCCCUGCGCACGCUGUUCCUAUUCUUACCUCAACUGUCAUUGAAUGUCACAGAUCGGGUUUGAAGAAUUCUGCCUUCACUUACGCUGCUGUGCUCAUGAGACCAGAGUAUAGGAAGGAUAUUGAUGAAAAAUACAGGAUGUCAUAUUUUAGCAAUGAUGUUCCUGAAAGUGAGCUGUACUGUUCCCAAUGUAAGAACAAUCUACCCUACUGUAUAGCUACAGGGUUCCAUAUUCUCCAGAAUGAUCUGAGUUCCUGUCCACUCUGCAAGUUCCCAGCUACAAGAUCUGAGUUGUUGAAGCUGGUUGAGGAUGGUGUUGUAUGUCCCAUGUGUGUAGAAACUAUUGCUGUCAGUGAUAUCAAGUCUAUUGCUCCUGGACAGAUAGUUCGAGGUGGAUCCGAGAGAGAGGAAACCCAGCAACAAGAUGAGGAUAAUGAUGAUGAGGAGGAUAUGGGACGUAUUCUCUCCGGGUCAUCUUCCACCACACUCUCCUCUAGAGGUUCUAUAUCAACCUCUAUCAAGUAAAAGAACAAGGAUGUCAAGGCUCGAGGCAUCUAUUUAUAAAACUAAUGAAGCAGUAAUCUCUGUGUCUCCGAUCAUAACUCUUAAACCACUUGAUCGACUUGCCUCAAAUUUUGGUUGGGGAACUCGGAAAGGUUCUUUGUUUGGUUUUAGAAAUUCUAGACUGAGAUGGUUCAGUUUAGUUUCCAGGCAAAGCUGGGUUCCCAGGCUAUGACUUAAAUAUUAUUUAACGCACACUAAACUUAAAGAUUAUUUAAGGUCCUACAGCUUAUGCCUAGCUAAAUUACUUUACAUUGAACUAAAUUUAUUAAAUUCUACAUUUAUAAAUUCGUUUCGUGAAUAAUCUGAACUAUGAUUUUUUUUAAUUAAGACUCUUUUUAUUUGAACCAUGCCUAUAUCAGCAUAUUUUACUCUUAUUACAACACAUUUUUAAACGUCGAUCUCAAUUAUUAUUUAUUUUUUUCAGUUUGUUCAAAUUUAUUUGACGGCAUAAACCUUCUCACAAAAGUGAUCGGCAGCCUUUCUUAUUCAAGUUUAAUGUUUAAGUCUCUUUUUCAUCCGUUGUUUGAUAAAUCUCAGUCAGUAUCAUUUAAAAACAUUUUGAUCUCAUUCUUUAGUCCAUGAUUUUUAUUUUUACUGUUCUUAAUAUAUUUUUAUCAUGUUUUGUUAUAAACCAGCUAAUAAGGUUCCUGGCUCUCAUAUAAACCAAAGAUAUGUUAUUAUUGUAACCUGCACAUCACUGUGAUAUUUAUCUACACAAAAACCGUCCACCUGAGCACUUGUCUCUUUCUAUUCUGUGAUUUCAAACAAAUUGUAUAUGUUAUGUGAUUUGACCCAGACUAUUCGUUUUGAGAUAAAAGUUUUCAAUUUUUGUAAGAGAAAGAACUUCUGCUGCGUAGUUCAAUGGCCGAAUAUAAAGAAUUUGAGCGGCGGUUUAAAUUUAAGCCGCGGCUUAAAUAUGGACUACCGAGUUUUCUGAAUGAAAAAAAAAUAAUUUUUUUUCUGGAAAUAAAGCAUUUUAAAUUCCUUUGAAGGCGACAUAACAUGGACUUAGAACCAGAAAACUCUAGAAUUCGAAGACUACAUUAAAUCAUUAAUGAAGUGUACAACGCAAAUAUUGGUCUCGAUUGUUGUCUCAUGUUCAUUGGCAUAAAUAAAUAAAUAAAUAAAAGAUCAACCAUCAUUCUGUGGAAAUCAAGGCCUAAACAUAAGUCUAAAAGUCUUUUUUUCUAUUCCAGAGUUUUAUGGAGCUUACUGUAUAUUGGAUAAUAUAAUAUACUGUAUGUUCUGUGAUUUGACCCAAACUAGUCGUUUUGUGAUCAAAAUUUGCACAACCGUACACUUGUGUUCUUGUAUAUUUAUUUUAUUAUGAAGAUUAUCAAACUUUGUAAAACGUUACCAAGCAAAUAUAUUUAUGACACCAAAUA